Molecule: messenger RNA, 431 nt
Organism: Cylicostephanus goldi
Lineage: Eukaryota; Metazoa; Nematoda; Chromadorea; Rhabditida; Strongylidae
Source: the annotation of a GenBank genome assembly
AUGCAGUGUGUAUUGGGUAUGCUGGAAAAGCGCACUAAGGAACUGGUGGAAAAACUAAGGCGGAAAUUGGAGGGUGGAUCGGGUGGAUCCAGAAGCUCUGAAAAAUCAGUGAUUCUCUUGAAGAGAGAUAGAUCAGGAAACGUCGUACCAGCCCGAAGUAACAAAAGCAGCUCUGAACGUUUUGCCGAGACCUCGUCACGCAUUCAACGCGAAUAUGGCAAAGAACAAAACUUCAGGGAUAUGGUCCAAGAAGAGAAGUCGUCAACCGCGGAAGAUCAGCUUAUGUUGUUCCAUAAAUCGAUCAUCGUGGGUCUUUUCUUUACAUGUUUCCUUUUUUUAUCAGCUAAAAUUGUUACCUUAAGGCAUUUAGUGCCUAGCGGUUUCAAUUUCUUUCCUUAUGUGCGCUUGAUUCAAGUCGGUAAAUUUUGAAU